Molecule: messenger RNA, 435 nt
Organism: Ramularia collo-cygni
Lineage: Eukaryota; Fungi; Ascomycota; Dothideomycetes; Mycosphaerellales; Mycosphaerellaceae
Exons: 3
Coding region: 1-435 (144 amino acids)
Source: RefSeq, a predicted model, not a curated record
AUGUUCCCAUCGCACAUUUCCAUUCCAACACGCACGAGUGCUACGCUGCCAUCAAGGGCAAGACGAAAUGGUAAGGACCAAAGAGUACGCAUGAGCUUCAUUGUUGACGAUGAACAAAGUCUAUACGGCGUAGGCCCACUCGAUGAUCAGAACGGAGGUAUCCAGUUUGAGAUGCAAGCCGGAGACAUAGCAGUUCAUGCAGCUGGUGUCGCUCAUCGAAACGUCGAGAGUAGCGACGACUACACAUAUGUCGGACUCUAUCCGAAAGGAUCGCCACACUGGGACAAUAAUCAUUGUAAUGAUGAUUUGGAAGUUACCAACGCUAAGCGUGAGCUGGCUGGAAGCGUUUUGAUACCGGACUAUGAUCCUAUCUAUGGUCGUGAUGGUCCGCUUCCAAAGAUCUGGAGGAGCGCAGCUUCCAAUGUCGCUCCUUGA